AUGGCGGGUUAUGACGUGGUUGCCAGAACGAUCAUGAUGUUUCUGUUUUCAUCAUCAACAGCGGCUCAUGCAAACAACGUCGAGGUUGCCAAGAUCUUCCACGAAUGGACCAUCCAACACCAGAAGGUGUACCUGAACGACUUCCACAAGGAAGAACGCUUUCAGAUAUUCAAAACCAACUGGGAAUACGUUGAGAACUUUAAGAAGCUCCCAAAUCAGACCUAUACCGUAGGUCUCAAUAAGUUCUCUGACUUAACCAUAGAAGAAUUCCUGGAAGCUUAUAGUUGCGGCGGCUCAGAUCCCACUCCCACAAGUACCCACUCAAACUCGACGUCCUCAUCUCCUUAUAUCGGCAUCGAUUAUAUUGACUAUGAUACUUGCAAUGAAUCAAUCGACUGGACGAAAGAAGGAUAUGUGUCCCGCCCUGGGCAACAAAGUCAUGGUUCCACGGAUUGUGGUUCAUGCUGGGCGUUUGCGGCUGUAGCAGGAGUGGAAGGGAUUGUACAAAUUAGCAGGAACAAUAAAAACAUACCUCGACUAUCCGUGCAGCAGCUCGUUGAUUGUGAUAGAAAGUAUAACAAUGGAUGCCAUGGAGGUCUCGCAAUAGAUGCUUAUGACUAUAUACUAAAGAACGGAGGUAUCACAAGUGCCGAUAAUUACCCUUAUACCUAUAUGGAAGGACAAUGCGACGUCGCUAAGGAAAAGCAGUUUGAGGCAGGCAUCACCGGGUUUACUCUUGUUCCGCCCAAUGACGAGUUUGCGCUGAUGAAGGCAGUAUGCAGGCAGCCUGUAACGGCCAGAAUGACGGUGGCAAAAGGACUUCGGUGGUACACUGGUGGAGUAUUCAUGGAAGAGUGUGGACCCAAGUUAGGGCACGCACGCUGUGACCAUUGUUGGAAUGGGGAAGACUGA
Messenger RNA from Fragaria vesca subsp. vesca, 912 nucleotides. Its product is annotated as fruit bromelain-like. Gene Ontology annotation, cellular component: lysosome. The transcript has 2 exons. The record is from RefSeq and is a predicted model, not a curated record. The coding region runs from base 1 to 912 and encodes 303 amino acids. NCBI's taxonomy places the organism in Eukaryota, Viridiplantae, Streptophyta, Magnoliopsida, Rosales, Rosaceae. Gene Ontology annotation, molecular function: cysteine-type endopeptidase activity.